CACACAGCUCUGAACCAUAUCUCAUCUGCAGGGCCCCACCCCAGCGCCAAGCGCCAGAUUUUCUCUGUGCAUCGCAAGCUUACAAUUUCUAGGGAAGUCUCGUCGUCGCCAAGAAGGCAGAGGCAGAGGCAGUUUGGUUUUGCAUCCGUGUGUGUUUUUCUUGUGUUUUGCAGCAGGGGAGCAGAGAUGGCCACUGCAUACGCUCCUCCCAUGGCGAGCCAGCUGAUGAAGAGCAGCUUGUCCAAGCCGAGGGGGCUGCCCGGUGCCUCGCUCACGAGGAGGCCCCGCUUCACGAUCAAGGCCAUCCAGCCGGACAAGGCAACGUACCAGGUGGUGCAGCCCAUCAACGGCGACCCCUUCAUCGGAAGCCUGGAGACGCCGGUGACCUCCAGCCCGCUCGUCGCCUGGUACCUCUCCAACCUCCCGGCGUACCGCACCGCCGUCAGCCCGCUGCUCCGCGGCAUCGAGGUCGGCCUCGCCCACGGGUACCUCCUCCUCGGCCCCUUCGCGCUCACCGGCCCGCUCCGCAACACGCCGGUGCACGGCCAGGCCGGCGCCCUCGGCGCCAUCGGCCUCGUCUCCAUCCUCAGCGUCUGCCUCACCAUGUACGGCGUCGCCUCCUUCGGCGAGGGCGAGCCGUCCACGGCGCCGACGCUCACGCUCACCGGCCGCCAGAAGGAGGCCGACAAGCUGCAGACCGCCGACGGCUGGGCGCAGUUCACCGGCGGCUUCUUCUUCGGCGGCGUCUCCGGCGCCCUCUGGGCCUACUUCCUCCUCUACGUGCUCGACCUCCCCUACUACUUCAAGUAGGCCGACCGAUCAAGAUUUGAUCUUUGUUUGUAUCCCGAUGGCUGCAAAUGCAUGUGUAGAUCGAUGGGUCAUGUGUUCAUGUGGUGGCCAAUCGAGUGCCUGCUUGAUCUUUGUAUAAAUGGAGAUGAUAUACUGCAGAUCUAAGAGCAGUACAGAGGCUGCAUGAAUAUAUGGAUGGUGUGCUGUUGUAACUUGGAAGUGUUAAUUCCUUACUUGGAUGCAGAUAAUUAAUUUACCAGGAAAAGAAAAAAAGGUUUAACAAUAA
Oryza brachyantha (malo sina) is the source of this 1075-nucleotide messenger RNA. RefSeq names its product photosystem I reaction center subunit XI, chloroplastic. Gene Ontology annotation, biological process: photosynthesis. The record is from RefSeq and is a predicted model, not a curated record. The coding region runs from base 187 to 810 and encodes 207 amino acids. Gene Ontology annotation, cellular component: photosystem I reaction center; chloroplast thylakoid membrane; photosystem I. The transcript has 2 exons. Lineage: Eukaryota; Viridiplantae; Streptophyta; Magnoliopsida; Poales; Poaceae.